Molecule: messenger RNA, 1048 nt
Organism: Jatropha curcas
Lineage: Eukaryota; Viridiplantae; Streptophyta; Magnoliopsida; Malpighiales; Euphorbiaceae
Product: U1 small nuclear ribonucleoprotein C
Biological process (GO): mRNA splicing, via spliceosome; mRNA 5'-splice site recognition; spliceosomal snRNP assembly
Cellular component (GO): nucleus; U1 snRNP
Molecular function (GO): pre-mRNA 5'-splice site binding; zinc ion binding
Source: RefSeq, a predicted model, not a curated record
UGCAUACAAGCUUAUAUACGGUUAAUAAAUUAAUUAAUACAAAUAGUGUCCAAAACACAAUAAGUCUUCUUUCUCUGUCUCUGAUCUCUCUCCGGUAGGGUUUUGCCCACCUUUUUCACCAUUGUUGUUCGAUUUGAAAAGCAGCCAUGCCACGGUACUACUGUGAUUAUUGUGAUACUUACUUGACCCACGAUUCUCCGUCUGUUAGAAAGCAACAUAAUGCAGGUUACAAACAUAAGGCAAAUGUGAGAACAUAUUACCAGCAGUUUGAGGAGCAACAAACCCAAAGUUUAAUUGACCAAAGAAUAAAGGAGCAUCUUGGCCAAACUGCAGCAUUCCAGCAGGUUGGAGCUGCAUACAAUCAGCAUCUACUGGCACAGAGGCCCCGGCUUCCUGUUUUACCAACACCAGUAAUGCCCAUUGCCGGGAAUGGACAGUUACCUAUGAAUACGGCAUUAUUACCUGGGAUUAGGCCUCCAGUUUUGCCAAGACCAGUUCCUGGUGCUCCAGGUUACAUGCCUGGCCAAGUCAUGCAGCCAAUAAUGGCACCACCUGGUGCUCCUUCCAUACCUGGACAGGCAAAUGGCAUGCCAAGGCCUCCAAUGAUGAUGCCCCCGACGUCUGUUCCUGGAAGUACUGCAGUGCCUGCUCCUUCUAGUGGUACCCCUUCCAUUGUUCCACCUCCUAAUUAUCAACCAAAUCCAGCAGUACCCACAAGCGGAGGCUUUGAUAGCUUCAAUAAUGCCCCAGCUUCCGAGACUAAUCAUUAGUCGUCUCAAAUUGGUAUGCUUUGCUUCUGUAUCUUAAUGAAGAAAAGAGCUGAAAGCCACUUUGUAGUUAUUCUACUCAAAAUUUGUGACUAUUUUCUAGGAUAGUGAAAUCUAAACUUGAGUUUAGUUAUCUAAUGUGCAUCAAUAUGGUGCUAGAUCCAGAAUCGUUGUUUUACUAUCUUUGUUUUUGUAAACACAGUUGUUGAAAAAUUGUAUUGAAAAUCAGCUUUUGAAGGGCCUGCUAUUGCCCUGAAUUCAAUUUUUACAUCAUCUGCUAA